Messenger RNA from Olea europaea var. sylvestris, 817 nucleotides. Its product is annotated as putative gamma-glutamylcyclotransferase At3g02910. The record is from RefSeq and is a predicted model, not a curated record. Gene Ontology annotation, molecular function: gamma-glutamylaminecyclotransferase activity. The transcript has 2 exons. The coding region runs from base 159 to 587 and encodes 142 amino acids. NCBI's taxonomy places the organism in Eukaryota, Viridiplantae, Streptophyta, Magnoliopsida, Lamiales, Oleaceae.
GAAGUUUAUAAACAUUAGCUAAACUAGGUUUACUACGCCCUUUGUGUUGAGUGCCCUAGGUGAAAUUUGCCAAUUUAAACGGUAUCGUUUCUCUUCUUUUCUCCAAUUGUACAACGAAUUUUCGGAUCUCUUCAAAUUGCAACAGGUUCGGCAAUUCCAUGGCGAAUCGUAAACGAGAAGAUGACGUCAGCCUCAUCUUCACUUAUGGCACGUUGAAGCGCGGCUUCCACAACCACGCGUUGAUCGAGGAUUUGAUGCGCACGUGCGACGCUGUUUAUUUGGGCAAUUACUCCACUGUGGAGUCCUUUCCGCUCGUCGUUGGGCCACACGGGAUCCCCUACUUGAUCAACCUUCCCGGGUCUGGCCACCGGGUUCGGGGCGAGCUAUACUCUGUGUCGUCGAAUCGGGGCCUGGCUCGGCUGGACGAGCUGGAGAGAGUUGAUGAUGGACAUUACGAGAGGCUGCCUGUGGAGGUGACGGCCGGGGACGGAAGAGAUAAGGUGGUGGCGGUGGAAGUGGAUGCAUACUUUGCGCAUCGGAGAUUUGGGAAGAACAAAGGAAGCAAAGAAGAGGUCAGUUUUCAGUAGCUGAAGGAGACUAGGUUUCAAGUCUUAUUCGACUCCUUUCCAAUUUGGCUUGAUACCUUGAUCGGUCGCCAAAUGGAUGCUCGUCUCUCCUGGUAAUCUUUCUUAACCUAUGAUGUUCUAUCAGAGAAAAGUAUGUAAAAAUCAGUUACUAUAAAGCUAUCUGUAAGUUAAUAUCAUCAGUUCAAUUCACGUAAUCUACUUUAACACUUAAUGCUAUCAGUUGUUCCUUG